UGAGGAGAGCAGAAGGAGGUGGCGGCGGCGGGAAGAUGCUGCUCUUUGGCGUAAAUUGCAAUCGAUUAGGGAUCGUUUCUCAGACUCAAGUUAGAAGUGAGAGUUCAGAUAAGUGAGGCCGCCAUUCCUGCUUUGAACACCUCAAGGGGAGAAUGGAUUUAUCAGGAGUGAAAAAGAAGAGCUUGCUAGGAGUCAAAGAAAAUAAUAAAAAGUCCAGCACUAGGGCUCCUUCUCCUACCAAACGCAAGGACCGCUCUGAUGAGAAGUCCAAGGAUCGCUCUAAAGACAAAGGGACCACCAAGGAGUCAAGCGAGAAGGACCGUGGCAGGGAUAAGACUCGGAAGAGGCGCAGUGCUUCCAGUGGAAGCAGUAGUACCAGGUCUCGGUCCAGUUCCACCUCCAGCUCAGGAUCCAGUACCAGCACAGGCUCAAGUAGUGGCUCCAGCUCUUCCUCUGCAUCCAGCCGCUCGGGAAGCUCUAGUACAUCCCGCAGCUCCAGUUCCAGCAGUUCCUCUGGAUCUCCCAGCCCUUCUCGGCGCAGACACGACAACAGGCGGCGCUCCCGCUCCAAAUCUAAGCCACCUAAAAGAGAUGAAAAGGAAAGGAAAAGGCGGAGCCCUUCCCCUAAACCUACCAAAGUGCAUAUUGGAAGACUCACCAGGAAUGUGACCAAGGAUCACAUCAUGGAGAUAUUUUCUACCUAUGGAAAAAUUAAAAUGAUUGACAUGCCUGUGGAAAGGAUGCAUCCUCAUCUAUCCAAAGGUUAUGCAUAUGUGGAGUUUGAGAAUCCAGAUGAAGCUGAGAAGGCACUGAAGCACAUGGAUGGAGGACAAAUUGAUGGCCAGGAGAUUACUGCUACUGCUGUGUUGGCCCCCUGGCCUAGGCCACCCCCCAGGCGAUUCAGCCCUCCCAGGAGAAUGCUGCCGCCACCUCCCAUGUGGCGUAGGUCACCCCCACGGAUGAGGAGGAGGUCACGCUCUCCAAGACGCAGGUCCCCCAUGCGCAGGCGGUCCCGCUCUCCAGGCCGCCGCCGCCACAGAAGCCGCUCCAGUUCAAAUUCCUCCCGAUAAAUAGGGCCACCGAAGCUCAUCUAUACCUUAUAUUCCACCCAGCUCAGUUGUGUCACUUUUCUAGCUGAAGGAGGGUCAGCAGAAAAGACUCCCUCACUUGGCAGGCUUCAAAAGCAGCAGUUGAGGCCUUUCCUCUGCAGGCAGAUUCUGACUGCAGAAGUGCUCAUGGUUCAGGGCUAUGUCCAUUGAGGGGCCCUGCAGUUUUCUGGCUAGAGAGCUCACCCAUUCCUGUUCCUAAGUCUGUUCAGUGGCAGAGCCAGCAGGGAUCAGCAAGUUUCCAGGUGGCAGUGUGGCUCAGCUUUUUCAGAGAUGACCUGAGCUAGUCUGGCAAACCUGGUUAGUGCCCUUGCUGAUGCUGUGCUAUGUCUGCAGGGGACCAACCUGCCAUUCCUGUUAGGCCUGGCCUCCCCCACACACACUUGAAUUCUCUUCCAACCUCUAGGGUUGUCCCCCCACCUGUUAAUUGCUGUACAUGGUUCUGGCUUUCCAUCUCGUCUCCACCCCUCUGCCCCACAUAUCCCUUACUCUCAAAUUGGUGAGCAAGUUGAGAGCCAGCUCUGCAAGGUCAUUACAGAGCCCCCUGUUCUGACUGCCAUUGGUGGUGGUCUUGCAGGAUACCUUGGCAACGUGUAUAUUGCUUUUUUUUUUUUUCCCUCAUUGUACAGUCAGUACUAUAAAAUUUGUUUUUGAGUUUUGUAACUUUGUAGCAUUUUAGAUAAGGUUGUGUUUGUACUUUGUUGUGUAGAGUGAUGAAAACGAAUUGAAUAAACCUAGGAUUAGAA
Molecule: messenger RNA, 1852 nt
Organism: Marmota monax (woodchuck)
Lineage: Eukaryota; Metazoa; Chordata; Mammalia; Rodentia; Sciuridae
Product: RNA-binding protein with serine-rich domain 1
Exons: 1
Coding region: 153-1070 (305 amino acids)
Biological process (GO): mRNA splicing, via spliceosome
Cellular component (GO): ASAP complex; cytoplasm; nucleoplasm
Molecular function (GO): RNA binding
Source: RefSeq, a predicted model, not a curated record